This is a messenger RNA of Phialemonium atrogriseum, 885 nucleotides long. RefSeq lists its product as uncharacterized. The transcript has a single exon. Bases 1 to 885 code for a protein of 294 amino acids. The record is from RefSeq and is a predicted model, not a curated record. Gene Ontology annotation, cellular component: nucleus. NCBI's taxonomy places the organism in Eukaryota, Fungi, Ascomycota, Sordariomycetes, Cephalothecales, Cephalothecaceae. Gene Ontology annotation, molecular function: DNA-binding transcription factor activity, RNA polymerase II-specific; RNA polymerase II cis-regulatory region sequence-specific DNA binding. Gene Ontology annotation, biological process: regulation of transcription by RNA polymerase II.
AUGCACGCCCGCGACGCCUCGGGACGCCGAGUCUCCCUUCUGAACGACGACUCGCAACAUGAGUCGAUGCCCCGGCGGAUAUCCUACCGCGCCGCAAGCCAUAUCAUCUCACAGCCAUAUCCCCCAAUUUCAACAAAAAGCUCUUCCUCGUCGCCAAAUACUCCGCAACUGCUCCGGUCAGACUCAUACGACUCUCAGAUGAGCAAUGAGUCAAUAACGCCCCUCACCCCCAUCUACGACUACACCAUGAUGUAUGCCGCAGGACAGGAUGCCCACUCGCCGUUUGAGGAGUACAUGGUCGACCCAUCCUCUUACGCAGCAGCAGGUGCCAGGCGCCCCAGCGCUCUCAGCAACAGCCGAUCUUCAUCCUACGAAGACGACACAGGACUCAACCCAUCCGCCGCGAAAGCGACAUCGGAGCGCUCUGGGAAACGUUACCCGUGUCGGUAUCGUGACACUCAUGGCUGUGAGAAGACCUUCACCACCUCGGGCCACGCGUCGCGCCAUUCCAAGAUCCACACGGCCGAGAAGGCUGUGCCGUGCACCCAUCCAGGAUGCACCAAGAAGUUCACUCGCGCCGAUAACAUGAAGCAGCACCUGGAGACGCACUACAAGGACAAGGCGCGUUCAUCUUCUUCGCGGUCCUCGCUUUCUUCCUCCGAGCGACGCUCCUCGGCAUCUGGAAAGUCUUCAUCCUCGAGCCGCAAGGCUGCUGCCGCCGCCGCCCAUGCCCAACAAAACCCCCCGCUCCCAUCUCCGGGAGAUGCUUGGGAUAUGCGCGGCCUGAAUAUCCCGCUCUUAGGUUCACGGCAGAGCGUGUCGAGCACGCCGAGCAGCGGCCUGGAUGCCCUGGCUAUGGCUGUUGCAUGCCAGGAGGGAGCUUGA